GAGCACGUGACCCAAUCUGAGGUGACACAAUGUUGAUCUCUAGGCUUCUAUCAUCAUACUCCUAUUCAGCUAAAGCAGCUCUGGUAUGCAGACAGGUACUUUUUCAGCAGCGGGGUUCAAUAAGAUGGAGCCAUGCUGCAAGCUAUGCAUACAAGGCUGUUAUUUUUGAUAUGGGAGGUGUCCUCCUUCCUUCCCCCUACAGACUGGCAGAAGAAUGGGAAAUCCGUAACAAAGUUCCUAUCGGCACCAUAAAGGAAGCCAUUCGAUCAGGAGGUGACUCUGGGCCCUGGAUGAAAUACAUGAGGGGAGAGUUGUCAGCCCAGAAUUUUGUAGAGGAAUUUGGCAGACAAUGCUCAAAUAUUACUGGAUCCCUGGUUCCGAUUCACAGUUUUCUUAGAGAGCUGACUAGUAACUUUAUGGUCAAGCAGCUGCCAUGUAUGACCGAGGCCAUCCAGUGCAUCAGAGCAGAAGGACUCAAGACUGCAGUUUUAAGCAACAACUUCUUUCUACACAGUGGGGAAGCUUUUUUGCCUUUAGACCGCUCUCAGUUUGAUGUGAUUGUUGAGUCUUGCAUAGAAGGUGUGUGUAAACCAGACCCACGGAUAUAUCACCUUUGUUUGGGAAGGCUAGGUGUUCAGCCACAAGAGUCAAUCUUUCUUGAUGACAUUGGACAAAACUUAAAAACUGCAGCACAGAUUGGACUACACACAAUAAAAGUCAACAAUGCAGAAGAAGCACUUCAGCUUUUAGAAAACCAAUUGGGAUUCACCUUAAAAAACUUUGUUCCGAACACACGUUCAGUGAGAAAAACAAUGGAAAUUCCAAGAGAUUCGUUAAAGGUGUAUCUAGAAAAUGUUUUUGGUGAAUCAUCAGAUACCCUAAUUGUCCGUCAGUUCAGUCAUGGACAGUCUAACCCCACUUACUAUGUGAAAUUUAAUGAAAGGCAACUAGUGCUUCGCAAGAAACCUCCGGGAAAACUCCUGCCUGCGGCUCAUGCUGUGGAGAGAGAAUACAGGAUAAUGAAGGCUCUUGGUGAAGCUGGUAUUCCUGUACCAAAGGUAUAUAACCUCUGUGAAGAUUCCAGCAUAAUCGGCACACCUUUUUACCUCAUGGAAUAUUUCUCCGGACGCAUCUUUAAAGACCCUGCCCUACCAGGAAUGGAAGCAGCAGAACGCAGAGCCAUCUAUUCAGCAAUGAACAAAGUAUUGUGUAAAAUUCACAGCGUGGACAUCAAGGCAGCUGGACUGGAAGAUUAUGGGAAACACGGUGCUUACAUUCAGCGCCAAGUGCAAAUAUGGACCAAGCAAUACAGAUCUAGUGAAACAGAUACUAUCCCGGACAUGGAGAGGCUCAUUGAAUGGCUACCGCAGCAUCUCCCUAAAGACCAGAAGACUGCAGUUGUACAUGGAGACUUUAGGUUGGACAAUUUGAUUUUUCACCCUGACACACUUGAUGUGAUUGGUAUUUUGGAUUGGGAAUUGUCUACACUAGGAGACCCGAUUUCAGAUGUGGCGUAUAAUUGUCUGGCUCACUAUCUCCCUCCUGAUCUUCCUAUUCAGAAAGGACUUAAACAAUGUGACCUGAAAGAGCUGGGGAUUCCAAGUGCGGAGGAAUAUUUUGAGGAGUAUUGUAAUAACAUGGGAGUCCCAAAGAUCCCAAACUGGAACUUCUAUAUGGCCUUCUCUUUUUUCAGAAUUGCAGCAAUCCUGCAAGGUGUAUACAGUCGUUCACUUACAGGGCAGGCUAGUUCUGCAAGUGCAGAAGCUGGAGGAAAACUGGCAAAAUCAAUGGCCAGCAUUGCUUGGGAUUUUGCUACGAAGGAAGGUUUUCGAUUGUUCAAAUCCCUUCCAGGAACCAAUUCAGAAACAGCAAAGAGAUCUUAUGGCACCUGGUGUAGAACCUUUCCAUUAAGCCAGCCACACAGCAGAGCCAUGGCCACACAGUCUAAUGCUUCUUUACACUCUUCUUCAAAGGGUCUUCUGAUUAUUUCUCCUGACGGGCUUUCCGGUGAAGCGCAGAAGCUUUACUAUCAAUUAAAAGAGUUUAUAGAAGUUAAUAUUUAUCCUGCUGAACAAGAACUGCGAAACUACCAGUUCUCAGAGAAGAGAUGGACACCUCACCCACUUGUAGAGGAGCUUAAGCAAAAGGCGAAGUCACUAGGGCUGUGGAAUCUGUUCCUGCCUUUGGAAAGUGAUCCUGAGGGCAAAUAUGGUGCCAGGCUAACAAACAUGGAAUAUGCUCACUUGUGUGAGCUAAUGGGUACCUCUCUGUAUGCACCAGAGAUCUUUAAUUGCUCAGCUCCUGACACAGGGAAUAUGGAAGUGUUGGUCCGCUAUGGAACAGAGGAGCAGAAAGAACGUUGGCUGAAACCUCUGCUAGAAGGAGAGAUCCGCUCAUGUUUUGCAAUGACUGAACCAAAGGUUGCCUCUUCAGAUGCCACCAACAUUGAAUCUUCAAUCAAAGAAGAGAAAGAUUCAUACAUUAUAAAUGGUCAUAAGUGGUGGACAUCAGGUGCCCUAGAUCCCCAUUGUAAAAUCUGUAUCUUCAUGGGAAAGACAAACCCAGAUGCCCCUCGUCAUAAACAGCAAACAAUGAUUCUGGUUCCAAUGGACAGCCCUGGGAUAACCAUCUUAAGACCACUCACUGUCUAUGGUUUGGAGGAUGCUCCAGCUGGACAUGGAGAAAUCCUAUUUGAAAAUGUGCGAGUUCCAAAAGAAAAUAUAUUGUUGGGACGUGGCAGAGGAUUUGAAAUUGCGCAGGGCAGACUUGGCCCUGGGAGAAUACACCAUUGCAUGAGGCUUAUUGGAAAUGCAGAGAGAUCUUUAACUCUCAUGAAGCAAAGAGUCAAAUCCAGAGUAGCCUUCGGCAAACCAUUGGCAGAACAAGGCACCAUUUUAGCAGACAUUGCCAAAUCCAGAGCAGAGAUUGAACAAGCCAGGUUGUUGGUACUGAAAGCUGCCCAUCUUAUGGACACCGUGGGUAAUAAGGAAGCUGCUUUAGAAAUUGCUUUGAUUAAAAUGGUUGCCCCAACCAUGGCACAGCAAGUGGUUGACAGAGCAAUCCAGUCAUUUGGAGCUGCUGGUCUCAGCAAUGACUUUCCUCUCGCUCAGUUUCACGCUUGGGCGAGGGCUCUACGUCUCGCAGAUGGACCUGAUGAAGUUCACAGAGCAACAGUGGCCAAAAUUGAACUGAAACGUUAGGAUGCAUUUUUAGUUCGACAAAAUAGGGAACUGGGAGUGAUUCUUAAUCGCAAAAUUACAAUGCAAUUGUAUUGCAACCAGCAAAAAAAAUAUGGAAAAUAUGAAAAUGAAUUCACAUUAAUUCAGCAGUGCUUGGGAUAACAUGAAUGGUUUACAUAUAAUAUUUAUGGGUAAUCCUUUGAUAAUGUUUGAUAAUCCUUGGUUAGUCCUGUUUUUAUCAUGGAAAAGUUUUUGUAUUCUCUCAAGUCUCAUUCUUGCAUGCUGUCAAAUUUAAACACAGCUUUGCUACAUGGAAAUAAAUUAUUUUUAUUGUAAA
Molecule: messenger RNA, 3516 nt
Organism: Spea bombifrons (plains spadefoot toad)
Lineage: Eukaryota; Metazoa; Chordata; Amphibia; Anura; Pelobatidae
Gene: ACAD10
Product: acyl-CoA dehydrogenase family member 10
Exons: 21
Coding region: 30-3200 (1056 amino acids)
Molecular function (GO): flavin adenine dinucleotide binding; oxidoreductase activity, acting on the CH-CH group of donors
Source: RefSeq, a predicted model, not a curated record